Cotesia glomerata is the source of this 712-nucleotide messenger RNA. RefSeq lists its product as uncharacterized. The transcript is spliced from 4 exons. The record is from RefSeq and is a predicted model, not a curated record. The coding region runs from base 169 to 561 and encodes 130 amino acids. Lineage: Eukaryota; Metazoa; Arthropoda; Insecta; Hymenoptera; Braconidae.
UUCUUAUUAUUUUUUAGUUAUUUUUCUUGUUGUAUAAAUAAAUAGCAUAUAAUAAUAACUUUAUCUACAGAUCAGUUAAUUGACGGGACAGCUUUUUUGGAAUUAACUGAAAAAGAUCUUAUAGAGCUACAUAUAAAAAUGGGACCAAGAAAACGCCUGCUAAAAUAAAUGGAGUCCGUAAAACCCAAAGAGACGGUCAAUACUGUGUUUCUUGUGGAUAACAAUGGCUUUCUUACAUUAGCGGACGAAAAUAAUAUAGAGAAAUUUCCUACAUUCAUUGAAGGACAUCCUCUAAACAUCGCAAGUACAUUAAAUGAUAAUAAUCAAUCUCAACCAUCUACAUCAUCAGCUCAUUGUUCAUCUGCACCUUCAAAAUCACUACAAAUAUUUUCAAGAUAUGGUACUGUUAAAGCAACUUUACUUAACCAUCCGCAAGGUUCAGGGAUAUUGAAGUCUACUAAAAACUCUUGGAAUGAAGAAAAUCGGAAGGCUUUAGUACGAAUUAUGGUGGCUGAAUUAAUAAAAUGUCAUUCACACUAUCCUCCCAAUGAAUCAAAGUAAGCACUUGCCAAGGCAAUAAUUACUAAAUUCCCAUCACUCAAGGACAAAGCAAGAAAUCUUGGAUAUAAACACUUUUAUACUGAAAAUUCUGCAAAUAAUCGAGGCUUUAUUGAAAACCGUUUGGCACAAACUCGGAAAAAAAUCCACAAAC